AGACAGCAAACUUUCAACUGAAGGGCAGUGGAUUCCAACUAAAAUUUGGCUGAUGGAAUAUCGUCUGUCAAGUAAUGCAAGUGAGAUUCCCGUAUUCAGCUUCUUACCUCGUGUAUAAACAUGUAAGUGGUUGCUGUGUCGUAAUACUACUGUAGAAUACGUGUCAAAAGUGUUUUUUCGUUAUUCUGACUUCAUCUUCACACCGUUUAUUUCUUUAAGAUGACCAGUAUGUUAAGCAUUGUAAAUAAGUGCACUCUUCCUGAUUCUCGGAUAAAUAAAGUAGACCUCGCAUUGCUUUUGUUUUUAAAAAUAAUAUGCAAAGGUAUUUUAUUUAGUAAUCAUAUGUGUGUGUACACUGCAUUACUGUUAUCCCUAUUUUGAAGUUUAGAUUAUGCCGGACGAAGACUCAAUAAGAAUUAAACUUAUUCUCUUAGGCGAUUCGGGAGUGGGGAAGUCGAGUCUAAUCCGCCGAUUUGUUGAUGACCAGUUUCUUCUGAAUGAGGCGGCGACAAUUGGUUUCGACUAUAAACCAUAUCAAAUGGUUGUGGAUGGUGAGACAGUACAGUUUAAUAUAUGGGAUACAGCUGGUGCAGAACGAUAUAGUGGUUAUCUAACUCCUUCGUUUUAUCGUCACGCCCAUGGUGCCCUUUACGUAUAUGACGUUACUUCUAUGCAAAGUCUUUCUGGAGUAAAGUAUUGGGCAGAACAAACAGAACAGUUCUGUGGCGGUCGACUCUUAAAAAUGCUUGUUGGGAAUAAAAUUGAUUUGGAUGGCCGAGUAGUUUCUAAAAAGGAAGGUUCAGAUUUCGCUCGACAAUUGGGAUCACUUUUUGUGGAAACUAGCGCAAAAACAAGUGAGAACGUUCGUGAUGCAUUCGUAGAGCUUGUUCGCAAAAUACUUCAAGAUCCUGAAUUCAGAGCAUCAUCUUCAUCAUCAAGACCACCUCAGGGUAUACCAUUAGAAUCUAAACAGCCAGAUUCAUCGCCUUCAACGUGUUCGUGUUAA
Messenger RNA from Trichobilharzia szidati, 1006 nucleotides. Lineage: Eukaryota; Metazoa; Platyhelminthes; Trematoda; Strigeidida; Schistosomatidae. The record is from the annotation of a GenBank genome assembly.